AUGGCAAAGAGAUGUCAGAUUGCUUUCACACUUGCACAGGAGUUAGACAGACAAGGAUGUACUCUAAGCCCAUCGUUGUUUUCCCUCUUUAUUGAAGAUCUCGUAGAAUGCCUACCUUGUGGUAUUGAGUACGACGGAAAAGCUAUCAAAGCACUGAUGUUCGCCGACGAUAUUGUCAUUCUCGCAUACUCGCCAGAAUCUCUUCAAUUAAUGAUAAACCGCUUGUGUGACUACUGCAAAAUAUGGAACUUGACUGUGAAUUUAGAAAAGUCAAAAGUCAUGACAUUCAGGAAAGGGGGCGGGCGUAACCGUAACAGUGAAAAAUGGUGGUAUAAUGGAGAGACAAUCGAAGUUGUCAACGAGUACAGGUACCUAGGGAUACUAAUGACUAAGAACCUGGACAUGGAGAACCACUUUAAGGAUAAGCUUGCAAAGGCUAAGACCGCUAUCGCUGCCACGUGGAACAGGUGUUUUUCGAAAAAAAAUAUUAGACAUAGUGCCAAAUUUCGAGUUUUUGAAGCAGUUUCAGAAGCCAUCAUGUUAUAUUCGGCUCAGGUGUGGGGCUACAAGCAGUAUGAAACGGUGGACAAAUUGCUGAGAUAUUAUAUUAAAAGAAUCUUUCAUAUUCCGUCCAACGCCCCGAAUUAUCUGGUCAUGCUGGAAACUGGACCUCCACCUCUGUUUAUACGGACCCUUAAGCUACAUAUUGAUUAUAUUCUUAAGGCUUUCAAUAUGCCUAAUGAUAGACUUCCAAAGAUAGUAGCGCUUCAUAUAAUGAGGAGAAAUACAGGCUGGAUGGAAGAAUGGCAGGAACUCAGAAGUCAAUGGUGCGGGAUGCAACUUAACCUCAAUUACGAUAACUUAAGCGAAUGGAAACCAAGACUUAACGAACUAAUAGCAAAUGUGGAUCGUAAGUGUAGAGAAGUGUAUGUGAUGGAAGCAACAGGCUCAGUUCAUAGAACGAAUUAUUUUCGAGAUGAAUAUAGUGUUGACGAAAUAUCCAUGAUGGGAAGAUUAAGAGUUGAACUUCUUUGCCUCAACUACAUGCCACAUAGAGACGAUCUACCGAUAAUUUGUGAUCUAUGUAACAUGCAAGAGAGAAAGGAUACCUUACAUUUCAUAGGCCGGUGUCCGGUCUUAGCUGAAACCAGGAGAUAUUACCUAGGUGCCAAUAUCUUAUCGGUUAUCCAGAUAAUAGAUCUCCUCAAUGAGAUGAACGUCCCAAAAUUAUUUAUGUACUGCAAGCUGCGUUAA
Messenger RNA from Eupeodes corollae, 1254 nucleotides. RefSeq lists its product as uncharacterized. Bases 1 to 1254 code for a protein of 417 amino acids. The record is from RefSeq and is a predicted model, not a curated record. The transcript has a single exon. Lineage: Eukaryota; Metazoa; Arthropoda; Insecta; Diptera; Syrphidae.